Musa acuminata subsp. malaccensis (wild Malaysian banana) is the source of this 1757-nucleotide messenger RNA. RefSeq names its product APO protein 4, mitochondrial. NCBI's taxonomy places the organism in Eukaryota, Viridiplantae, Streptophyta, Magnoliopsida, Zingiberales, Musaceae. The record is from RefSeq and is a predicted model, not a curated record. Gene Ontology annotation, molecular function: RNA binding.
UAAUCGGCGGCAGUUCCUCUCUUCCUCUCCAUCGGCGGACGGCGGCGGCGUCUUCCUCCAGCGGGCUCGUCGUUGGAACCCCAGGAGAAAGUAUUGACGAUAUUGGAAAUUCAAGAAGAUGGUUUUGAAGUUAUAUAUCCAGGAAAGGAUAUUACAUUUGUUCGAUCUGACUCACAGGUCUUCUGUUUUGCAAACUCAAAAUGCAAUCAAUUACUUCCACGAUGGUCUGAAACCUGCUAAGCUUACUUGGACUGCAAUGUACAGAAAGCAACACCAGAAGGUCUGAUGGCUUUCUGGAGGCAAGUUCAGCAUUAUCUCCAGGGAGACUUAUAUUGCUCCCUCUUGCAUUUGAGGCAGUAUGGUUCAAAAGUUGAUUGGAAUAAGCUUCGGCCAAUGAUUUUGAAAAGAAUAAGAAACAGAGCAAAAGAUUAUCCUGUCGUGAGAAUGAUUCCUAUAGCACAAGAUGUUCUAAAAUCGAGAGAAAUGUUGGCAGAAGGCAUCUCUACUCUCCUCAAGUUUAUCCCGGUUAAGUCAUGCAAGUUUUGUCCUGAAGUAUAUGUUGGUGAGACAGGGCAUCAGAUUAAAACCUGUUAUGGCUUUAAGCAUAUUAUUAAGGACCAGCCACACCAUUGGACUGAAGGAAAAUUGAAUGAUAUCCUCACUCCAGUUGAGUCCUUUCAUCUCCAAGAUAUGCAUCAAAGCAUCAUAAAGCAUGACCAGAGAUUUGACUUCCAUCGUGUUCCAGCUAUUGUUGAAUUAUGCUAUCAAGCUGGAGUUGAAAUUUCAGAUGAAGUUUUGUAUAAUUGCAGUCCAGAAUCCCCUCGUAGCCAAGGAAACACAGUAAAGGCUGGUGUUUCGUCGGACAAAGACAUCAAGUUAGUUGCUCAGGUCACCUUGGAUGCCUGGGAGACGCUCAGGCUGGGAGUACAGAAGCUAUUGCUAGUCUAUCCAGUGAAGGUCUGCAAGUAUUGUUCAGAAGUCCACGUUGGGCCAUCAGGGCACAAGGCGCGACUCUGUGGGGUUUUUAAAUUUGAAAGAUGGAAGGGAUCCCACAUGUGGAAGAAAGCGGAGGUGGAUGACUUGGUACCACCAAAGAUGGUGUGGCAUCGGCGGCCUCACGAUCCACCUGUGCUUGUGGAUAGCGGGCGGGGUUUUUAUGGGCAUGCACCAGCUGUCGUCGAGCUCUGCAUGCAAGCUGGUGCCAGAGUGCCGAUGAAGUACUUCUGUAUGAUGAAGGUCCAUGGGCUCACGGCCACUUGAGUUUUAUGAUGGUCACUCACACGAUGCUUGCUCGAGACCGUGCUUCGAUUCAGAUAUGACACUCUAAAUGGCACCUUCAUUUUUUCUCAAGAAAAAGUGAUUUGAAACUUCACAUAUUAAUGAUUUCUGAUGUCCUCCUGAGGGAUAGCAUCUCACUGCAAUUCAUCGGAUUUGACAUUGAAAGCAGUUCAAAUGCCAAAGUUGGUCAGGAAGUUUGAUCGGAAGGAGAUCUGAUACCUAUUUCUCGCUGUGCAAGAGACUUGAAAGGAAUCAACUGAUGGAGGUUUCUCAUUUGAUACUCCAUGUUGUUGUGGAGAUUUGGAGUGAAAAGAUUAGAUUAUGCUGCAAGACUCUUACCAGCGAGCAGCUAAAGUGACAUUGUUUUCCCAGAAGAGAGUUCAUUGAUUCUGUCAAGCUUAUUUAUUUUGAUGCUUUAAAAUUAUUGUUUUUAUGAACUUGAGGAGAAAAUGAAUCGUUUUGAAGUAUUUUUUUAUUGU